CUGUCAGGUCAAAGGCCAUUUGACUUGCCUCUCUCCGGCUGUUUAAGUUUCUGUUUGAAGCAUGGCUUUUCACUCGAGAUCUUUUGAAUAAUACCCUAGGAGUUCCAGCAGAUUGAUGCUGUGGAUUAUUGAGCUCAUAGACAUUGAAUUUUUUAAAUGAAUCUUGAAGUUGAAGAAAAAUCAGCAAAUCUUUGGAAUGCAUCUGCAAUCACUGAUGUCACUAAGGCAAGUGCAACAUUGUUAUGGCUUUGCAUCUGCCAUAUCUGUAAAGGAAUCAGAGUGGAAAUAAAUCUGUGGAACAGCAAAUAAACAACGAUUUGAGGCAAAUGUUUUGUUUCUCCUGAAGUGGAAUAAACCAGUAGCAGUAUUUCUGCACUUCAAGUCCUGCAAUCAUUAACUAUUGAUGCAUUCCAGAGGGUUUUAUCAGGACUACUGUACAGUACGAUCUCUUCUGGACCUCACAGGAAAAACUACAUGAAUGGAUAAGGAUGUGCAUUGUAUAACCAGAGGAUUGUAUAACCAGAAAUUUUUGAACAAUUUCUAAUGGUCUGAGAGACACCUUGAAAGAGAAGUAGUGUAGUAAAACAUUUUCUUGCUUACAGUAUUUGCUGCACAAAUGUUGUAGAACUGUUUGUCGAGAUGCAUGGAAAUAAUGUUUGUAUUUAAGAACCAAUUACAUUUUUUUAAUCAGAUUGUUGUUAAUUGUUGGACACUCCAUUAUGGUUAAUGGGACUACUGAGACGAACAGUUCUGGUCAUGGACUGAGUGAUGCUGAGCGAGUGUUGGUACCCAUAUUUGACAGCUUCAUCCUGGUAACCGGGGUGGUGGGACACAUCCUGGUUCUUAUUGUCAUCUGUCGUACGAUGUGGCGAGGACAUGGACAGCCCAGUGGAGGAAGGACAGGAGGACUCCAACAAACAAAUGCAAAUGGAACAGAUGUUCUUCUUCUGUCAUUAAGUGUGGCAGAUCUUCUCCUCCUUUCCUGUCUUCCAUACCACACAGUCGCCAUUGCAACCCGUCACUGGCCGUUUGGAAGCUUCAUGUGCAAGUCUGUGAGUUUCUUGAGUGCGAUGUGUACAGCGGCGAGUGCCUUCACGCUUGCCACUUUGGCUUUUGCGCGGUACAUCAUUGUGGUCCAUCAGUCAAAAGCAUAUCAAUGGCGUAGACAGGGGCGUUUAAAAAUAGUUGCAGGUGUUCUGUGGAUACCAGCGGUCGUCUUGGCAUCGCCUCAGUUUGCUUGGAGGACGCUGGACAACCAUAAAGCCCUUGAGAACCUGGCAUGUUUCAAUUUCCUGUCUGACAAAGGCCAAUUGGCAUACGGAGUCUGCCACUUCCUACUCGCUUUUGCAUUUCCCCUUGGGAUCAUUGUAGUAGCCUAUGUCAAGAUAUACCAUUUCCUCAAAACAACUAGACAGGGCCGCACAACUCAGACUGACCAUUUGGAGCACUACCAUGUGCAUGUGACCAAGACAUCUGCUUUGUUAGUGCUGGCUUUUGCAUUGUGUUGGCUGCCAUCCUAUGGCUUAAUGUUUGCCCAAAUAGCUGAGGGUGACAAAGCGGCUGGUCCUUUACCUCACUUUGGACCUUUUGCUACCUUUGCUCGGAUAAUGGCAACCUCUUCUACAGUGGCCAACCCCAUUCUCUACGUUUUUAUGUCAGAGAAAUUCAGGAAGGAACUAAUGGACCUGGGUCGAAGAGUCUGUAGAAAAAGACCCUCCUAAAGUCAUACAGUUAAUAGUUGUUA
Carassius carassius (crucian carp) is the source of this 1744-nucleotide messenger RNA. RefSeq names its product galanin receptor type 1. NCBI's taxonomy places the organism in Eukaryota, Metazoa, Chordata, Actinopteri, Cypriniformes, Cyprinidae. The transcript has a single exon. The record is from RefSeq and is a predicted model, not a curated record. Gene Ontology annotation, biological process: neuropeptide signaling pathway. The coding region runs from base 720 to 1721 and encodes 333 amino acids. Gene Ontology annotation, cellular component: membrane. Gene Ontology annotation, molecular function: G protein-coupled peptide receptor activity.